Molecule: messenger RNA, 372 nt
Organism: Aspergillus oryzae RIB40
Lineage: Eukaryota; Fungi; Ascomycota; Eurotiomycetes; Eurotiales; Aspergillaceae
Exons: 2
Coding region: 1-372 (123 amino acids)
Cellular component (GO): cytoplasm
Molecular function (GO): aldehyde-lyase activity
Source: RefSeq, a predicted model, not a curated record
AUGCCAGCAUACAUGAAAACGGCAAAUGAGACACUCAUCACUUGUGUUCAGAUUGAAUCGAAAGCCGGAGUCGAGAACGUUGACGCCAUCUGUGCUGUUCCUGGUGUUGAUAUGAUCUUUAUCGGACCGAAUGAUCUUGCCCUCUCACUCCUUGGUUAUGUUCCCGCCAAAGGUGAUGAGCCCGAGUUUGUCGAUGCUAUCGAUAAGAUCGUGGCGGCGGCUAGAAAGCAUGGUAAAUGGGUUAGCCGAUUAUCGAAUAACGGGGCUUUGUGCAAGGAGCAUUUGAAAGUGUUCGAUACUGUGGCAAUGAGCUAUGAUGUUCGGGCAAUUCAAAAUUGGUAUACAGCUGAGUUGCAAGUUGCGCGUUCGUGA